GUUGGGGGUUGGGUCUAUGUGUACUGCAUUCUCGAAUCGUCCCCUCACUAUAGCUACUGUGGAUUUUCAGUAUACAGCUAUCCUCACUCAACGCGUCUAUGUGUCCGGAAAUCUCCAAUACAAAUCAACCUGUUAGGUUUCAGUAUGCAGCUUUCGUCACUCAAUGCGGCUAUGUGUCCGGCAGUGGCAAACGUCACUCUACCGGUUAGGUCUCAAUAUGCAGCUAUCCUCACUCAAAGUGUCUGGCACUAUCCAACAUCACUCAACUCGUGUUCAGUAUGUAGCUAUCCCCACUCAGCGCGUCUAUGUGUCUGGCAAUCUCAAAAACCAAUCUAUCUGUGAGGUUUCAGUAUGCAGCUAUCCUCACUCAACACGUCUAUGUGUCCGGCAAUCUCCAAUAUAGAUCACCUGUGAGGUUUCAGUAUGAGUCGAUCCUCACUCAAAGCGUCAAUAUGUGUCCGGCACUAUCCAACAUCACUUCAACUCGUGAGGUUCAGUAUGUAGCUAUCCCCAAUCACCGCGUCUAUGUGUCUGGCAAUCUCAAAAACCAAUCCAUCUGUGAGGUUAUGCAGCUAUCCUCACUCAACAUGUCUAUGCGUCCGGCAAUCUCCAAUACAGAUCACCUGUGAGGUUUCAGUAUGUGUCUAUCCUCACUCGGUUCGUCUAUGUGUCCGGCACUAUCCAACAUCACCCAACUCGUGAGGGUUCCGUGUGUAGCUAUCCCCACUCAACGCGUCUAUGUGUCUGGCAAACUCAUAAACCAAUGCAUCUAUGAGGUUUCAGUAUGCAGCUAUCUCCACUCAACGCGUCUAUGUGUCUGGCAAACUCAAAUUCAAAUACCAAUGCAUCUACGAGGUUUCAGUAUGUAGCUAUCCUCACUCAACACGUCUAUGUGUCCGGCAAUCUCCAUCACAAAUCACCUGUGAGGUUCAGUAUGUGUCUAUCCUCACUCAAUGCGUGUAUGUGUCCGGCACUCCUGUUCGUGCGUAGAAGUAGAUAGUCGAAAAGUAGCCGUUACGUAGGACGCAGCUGGGACAACUUGAAGGGCCGAGUCGGAAGGGCAAGGCCAGGAGGGGUCGGCGGCGCUGCAAGAGGGCGCCGCGGGUGCGGCGGAAUUGGGGGUUCCGGCGAGCAGCCACCGAGAGCUGUAUCCUGCGGUGGUCGUCAGGGAGGGCGACACUGCUGGAGGAGAGAUCAGCAGUAGGCCGGGCUUGGAAGGCGCCCUGGUGCGGGAUGUGGAGGUCCCUGCUGCAGGUGGGUUUGGUGCAUUCCAAGACACCAACUCUCUUCGUAGUACGUUCGGCAGUGCUUGCGUACAGCAGUCUGCUGCCGCUGGAGACACUGGUGAGAGUGUCACAGCAACCGAUCAAUCCAUUCAGGGGAGGUCGGGUGGAGAAUGCGGCACGGCGGAAGGGUCGUGUCCACUGUUCUGCCUUGCUGUAGUAGCGGGCGGGGCGCACAGAAGUCGCCGGAAUUGAUGGUGCAACAGAACGGACGGAGGGGCCGUGAAGUCGCGCAGUUUUGGCGCGCACUCCAUCUGCGGUAAGGCGGUGGAUCAACAUGAAAGGCGUUAGAGUAAUCGGCGCAACAGAACGGACGGAGGGGCCGUGAAGUCGCGCAGUUUUGGCGCGCAUUCCAUCUGCGGUAAGGCGGUGGAGCACCAGGACGGUAGAGAGACCGUUGGGCAGGAUUGCCGGAGACACUCAACCAUGGAUCGACCGCGCGACGGCGCGGGGGGGGGUGGGCGCCGUACAUGCUUGAUGCUGGCGGUGUUUUGUUAAGUCGAUCCAAGGCCGGCAGUAGAGGCCGGGUACGCCCUACCACGGUUGACACGCGCGACGGCGCGUCGGGGGGUGGGCGCCGAUCACGCGGGAGCGGGCGGCGUUUUUUGACCACAGCACGGACGGAGGGGCCGGGCCGUGGCUGUUCUGCCUCGUCAUAGGAGCGGGGGGAGUAGCAUAUUAAGUCGCGCGGAGGUGGCGCGCAACCAUCAGCCGGAGGUGGGUGGUGGAACGGGGCACAGCUAAGUGGGUGUCAUCAAAGUCGCGUGGGGAGGUGCCGCGCGCAUUUCAUCAGCCGGGAACGAGCGGUGGAGACAAGAAUGCGUCAGGAUGGACGUGAGGAAUUAAAGGCGUGCUUCGCCAUCAAGAUGUGUUGGUGGAGUAGUUGGAAUAAGCUUGGAUUUUGUUGUCUUGUUUUGUGUGGAGGUACCAGUUUGAGGUCGUGAUGAAAUCAAGCAACUUGUAUUCGAGGAAAUUCUGUUCACUGUUGCGUGUUUCUUUCCGCCGUCAUUUGCGCGUUGUCUUGCACCCAAAUCGUGGUUGUUCUGAAUGUUUGUGUUCGUCGUUAUGCCAUUAGUGCAUCCUUCGCCGGUGACGUUGUGUUGCUGGUGAUGAUGGCAAAGUGUCGGGGGGUAGAGACGUUCACGUUGGUAGAAUUUGCCACCAUCACUCAUGUGUGGGGGCUACGCGGUUAUAUGUGACCCACGGCCUAAGUAGGAGGCGCAACAAGUGUUUUGUUUACCUGAGUUGUUGCAGAACAAGGGAGGGUGGAAACGGGCGUGUUUCUUUUGAGAAUGUUACGCUUGAAGAGUACGCCCGGUCUUGGUAUUAUGCAACUUGACAGGUUGGUGUGUCGGGCAGGUAUGCAGUUGUUAGUGGAAGUCGAUUUUGUUUUCACGUACGGAAGCAUGUUGGUUGUGUCUGUUUUGGGAAGCGACAUCUAGGUGAUGGCCAUGUGCGUGUUCCUCUGGGCGCCGGUGUUGCGCAAGGGAGGGCACUAGGCUUAGGUUCCUGGUGUGCUUGUCUAUAAUGCAGACAGCGUAGAUGCUUGGGGUUCGUAGUACAGCGUUACCAAGUUGUGGGGGGGCGUUUGUGUUUUGCGUAGUUGUGCUUGAAGGUUCAGUAGCAAGUUGAUGUAUCCUUGAUUGAAGGAGAACUGAGGAUUGAUUUGGUAGUUUGCAGAUGGUGGACCUUGUUUGAAGCAGGCUACAUUCGGCAGGUUGUAUAUUUCUCAAAAGCGGGCAUCCUUUGGAGAAUCGAGUUUGAUUGGUUUUUCAGUUGGAAACAGGUCAUGAUUUUGAGUUCGUGUAGGAUUGCAGAUGGUUGAACCGAAGGCAGGGAGAACGUACCUGUUCGAUGCAGUUUUCGUGUGGAAUGCAGAUAGACAGGGAGGGCGUUGCCUGUAUGUGUGUGACACCUGAAGAGUCAGUUGGUGCUGCACAGCAAGGAGUUCGUUCCAUCAUGUCGGAAGGAUUUGUCAGAGGCGUUGCUCGAGGUAGUAGAGCGUUGCCUAGAAUUUGUAAUCCGAGCGUCUGGAGUGGUUUUAUCUUUGUCUUCUUGCAGUACGGCCGUUGGAAUCAUUGGUGAUAUGGACGGCUAUUGGAUUUUGUUUGAGCCGUUGGAAUCUUUCGUGAUAUGAUCGGCGUGAGGCGUUGAAUUUCUGAGGGGUUUUGAUCCGGUGGCCGGGUUUCCCCUUUACUUUCGGUUUGUCUCGAAAAGUAGCC
Molecule: messenger RNA, 3505 nt
Organism: Ectocarpus sp. CCAP 1310/34
Lineage: Eukaryota; Phaeophyceae; Ectocarpales; Ectocarpaceae
Source: the annotation of a GenBank genome assembly